GAAACAGUACAUCAUUUCCGGGGUGCGACUCGUUCGGAAGCUAUCCCAGAAUACUUUCAUAGUGCAAUAAUAAGCUAUUUGUCUCAUAUUUCAAAAGGAGGCCGACAGAGGCCAGUAAUUUCUGCUGGGAACAGAACUUUAAUGUAAGUCUGCUGUCCGUCCUGCGGCAGGAACAUGAAGAAGAAAGGCUCAGAGAAAAAGCGCCAUGUGGUCGCCUGGGUCAACAAAGCUGAGUGGGACCAGGUUCUGGAGUAUCUCUACUCCAAAGACUCCUCUCUGCAGAGAUUCGCCCUGCACAGGAUCUCGGCGUGGAAAGGCCGGUACGCUAACAGCACCCCCGUGGCGGUGGACUGCACGGCGGACCUGGUGAGGUGUCAGGUGCUGGACCGGACCGGGCAGCUGGGCGGGGAUGACCUGGUUCUGCUGUACGGGGCGGCCCUGGUGCGGUUCGUCAAUCUGAUCACUGAGCGACAGCAAGGCAGAGUGGCCCGUCCACUGAGGAGGCUGGCUGGGAACCUGAACAUCCCAGAGUGGGUCGUGGAUCUGAGGCACGACUUCACUCACCGCAAGCUCCCCACCUUGAAGUGGUGCCGAAAGGGGUGUAAAGUGGUUCUGGAGUGGCUCCAGCAGGAGUACUGGUCCAGGCAGCUGGGUGGAGGCGCUGGUGAUGACUGGGAAUCACAGUCAGACUUGGAGGACGAAGAGGCUGAACUAAAACUACAAGAGGAUGAGCUCAUCACAAGGCAGAAAGAAAUGGAAGCCUACAAGAAUGCCCGCUCUCUACUGAUAUCUUAUGAAAAGGAGCAGUACCAGGCUUUUGAUGGGAAUCCUGAAGACCAGGAGAAGAGCUUGUGGCCAGCGCCUUUUGAAGACAUGAGCUGGUUACUGGGUGAGAUCAAGCAGUUUGCUUUGGAGUCGUGUGAUUUGCUCGUUGAUGUGUUGCUGGAAGAUGGAUUUCUGGUUCCUACUGUUGAGCAGCUGGAGACUUUAGGUUGUAAUUCCUCUCAUGAUGCCAGUCCCUCUGAGCCCAGACUCCCUCAAACAUUCCUGCGCUUUUGGCUGCCGCUGCUGAAGGUGCUCAACUCCCCGUCCUUUAUUCACGUCCUCCUAGAGAAGCUCUUUGUUGAACUGAAGCUGCUCGCCAAAGAGCAGAACAAUCACAGAGCUUUCUACAUUUCUGCUUGGACUUCAGAAGUCAUCCUCUGCAACAGCAACAAAUUCGAGUACCACUUUGAAACGAAGGUACAGAGAAAGGCCCGAAUGAAGGACAGGAUUUUUGUGAACCGCAUCCAGCUGAGGUGGCAGCAGCUGCUCUCUGCAUGCCUGGAUGCUCCCUGUAUCAGCACGCCUCACUUGCUCCAGCUAAUCCUGGAUGACAUGGAGCAUCCUCUGCCUCUGGAAACUCAACAGAGGCUGCUCCAGCUCUGCUCCAUCUACACACAGACAACACAAUCGGAGCUGAACACUUCUCAGGUGCACAAGCAGCAGCCAAUAUACACACUGGAGAGUUUGCACGAGAAGCUGCAGCAUCGGCACAGCCAGCCCUGGCGUUCUGAGGCAGACCUGGAGAGGAGCGAGUCCUCCCAGGAGAACAGAUGGGCAGAUGUUCAGGCUGAGAAGACAAAGCUGCUCAGAGGUUCUCCAUGGCAGGUUUGCACUGAUAAAGUUUUGUGGAGGAACUUUCCUCUCGGAAAAGUCCCCGGACAGUCAGAUGACCCCUCCAGCUUCAUGGUGGAACAUUAUUCAACCAUGACAGUCUUUGACCAGCCGGUGGAGCUGGAGAGCAACGCGACACGAAGCGUCCCGGGAGUCUCUGCACCAGCCAGGACGGCUGAAGGGCUUCUCUGGAACCACAGUGACAUCAACAAGCUGAAGUCUGGACUGCAGCUUUUUUGAAUCUCAGUGUUUUAAUGCUGCACGGUGUGUUCAGCUCUGUGUUGUUCUGACGCACACACAAGAUGUUCAAAAUUAUGUAAGCUUCAAUAUUAAAAAUAGUUUCUUUCGGAAAUAAAAAAUGUCAAGACUUUUAUAAAUUGGCAUAAAGCAGCAAUUAGCUAUUCAUUUCAUUGUCAAUAACUUAUUUUAUAAAGUGUCUGAAAAUGGUGGAAAGUGCCCGUCAUAAUUUCCCACAGACCAAAGUGACAUGUUUCAUUUUGCCUUACAGUCUAAAACUCAAAUAUAUCCGCCCAUGUUUGACAUACCAGUGCAUCACAUCCUGUCAUUUAAAAUACUGGAAUCAACAGAUUUCAGAAAAAAAUUGGUUAAAGUAAAUCAAAUAAUCAUAUCAGCUCUACACUGACACAGAAUUAAUUUUUCUGGGUCAUUUGUCAGGUAUUGAUGCCAAAUGUUGCUUGGAAUCAGAUUCUUAACCCUUUGAUGCGUAGACCACAUGAGGAGAUACCCAUUUUCCAUUGGAUUUGGGUCACUUUUGACCCAGGUUAUGCAUCAAAGGGUUAAUUGUGAGGAUUUGAUGCAUUUCUCUGUUGAAUCAACUGGAAAUUAUUUGUCUUUAAAGAUUUAUUCUGAUAAUUAAAUGUCAGGAAGUAGCAGGAAACAUGCCCAGUAUAGUUUGUCAAAGUCCAAAGUGAACAGUUUGUCCACAGGGUCUGACAUUUUAUAAACAAAACAAUUCAUCCAUUGCUAUUAAUUUACAUUGAAGCCCUAAUGUCAAGCAGUUGUAAAGGCUUUAAUGUUGAAUACUUGGUAAUAUUUUCAGGGAAAAAUAAAGGUGAAACUAGUGCAGCACCUAAUACAUUCUGUACUUCACCUUAUACCACAUGAUAAAGUUAAACAGGAUAUGGUUUCAUAAUUAUGAUGGUGUGUUCAGAGCACAGUGAGUGUUGUUGGUUUUUAUGAACUGUUUUGUAAAUCUGGAUCGCUUUUAGUUGGAAACACCAGUAAAGAUGUUUUUUGUGAGCACAAGGGUGGUUUCAUGGGGAAAAAAAUGUUGUUUUGUGCACUUCUGUUAAAUAAAACUUUUUCUAUCUGAAA
Amphiprion ocellaris (clown anemonefish) is the source of this 2991-nucleotide messenger RNA. RefSeq names its product LAS1 like ribosome biogenesis factor (gene las1l). Gene Ontology annotation, biological process: maturation of 5.8S rRNA; maturation of LSU-rRNA. Gene Ontology annotation, cellular component: preribosome, large subunit precursor; Las1 complex. Gene Ontology annotation, molecular function: endonuclease activity. The transcript has a single exon. NCBI's taxonomy places the organism in Eukaryota, Metazoa, Chordata, Actinopteri, Pomacentridae. Bases 175 to 1896 code for a protein of 573 amino acids. The record is from RefSeq and is a predicted model, not a curated record.